Eurytemora carolleeae is the source of this 516-nucleotide messenger RNA. Its product is annotated as saposin-like protein 11. NCBI's taxonomy places the organism in Eukaryota, Metazoa, Arthropoda, Copepoda, Calanoida, Temoridae. The transcript is spliced from 2 exons. The coding region runs from base 1 to 516 and encodes 171 amino acids. The record is from RefSeq and is a predicted model, not a curated record.
AUGCAUUUUCAUGAUGUUAUUGGAACACUUACUGAAUAUCUUCCUAUUCUACUACCUGAGUAUCUUCCUAUUCUACUUCCUGAGUAUCUUCCUAUUCUACUGCCUGCGUAUCUCCCUAUUCUACUCCCUGAAUAUCUUCCUAUUCUAAUUCCUGAGUAUCUUCCUAUUCUACUCCCUGAGUAUCUUCCUAUUCUACUUCCUGAGUAUCUUCCUAUUCUAAUUCCUGAGUAUCUUCCUAUUCUACUGCCUGAGUAUCUUCCUAUUCUACUCCCUGAGUAUCUUCCUAUUCUACUUCCUGAGUAUCUUCCUAUUCUAAUUCCUGAGUAUCUUCCUAUUCUACUCCCUGAGUAUCUUCCUAUUCUAAUCCCUGAGUAUCUUCCUAUUCUUCUUCCUGAGUAUCUUCCUAUUCUACUGCCUGAGUAUCUUCCUAUUCUACUGCCUAAGUAUCUUCCUAUUCUACUUCCUGAGUAUCUUCCUAUUCUACUCCCUGAGUAUCUUUCUAUUCUACUCCUUUAG